CAAACUUCGCUUUCACUCCUGCAGCCAUGCCAGUGUUGUUUGUGAGAACGAAAGCGUAUGUUUUCUCCACGAACCGCUUCAAGUCACCGUGUUGGCGGUAAAGCUGUGUGUCUGCUGUGCGAGAGUGAAGCAGGAAAUCAGCUGGGGAAGGGAGGAUGGAUGGAGUCAGCUGGAGCACCACCAGGGCCCAGGAGUCGUUCAGCCGCUCCAGGACGGCAGCAGACACUCUGUCCAGACUCGCCAGCUUCAUAGCGCGUGCUGACACCAAACAGCACACGAGAAGCCAGAGGCAGCAACCGUCCCACCUGCACACAUAUGUUUGUCAAGAAUGUGGUAAGGUCUUCCCGUAUGUGACGGAACUGUUACACCACCAGGAACUGAAACACACGUUACCCAAACCCCACAGGUGUCCUUCCUGUGGGCAGGAGUUCUCCCUGAGGUCGUCAUUGCAGCUGCACAAGUGCGAUCACGGUUCCUCCGCUUGUGAGCUGUGUCACGGAGGGCCACAGCUUGGUUCUCCGUGCCCUGCGUGUACAAGUCACACUUUGGAUCCCGACAGGCCUCAGGACAAAUCAACUCAUCUCCUGGACAGAAGCCCGUACACAUGUGCUCCAUGUGGGAGAGGCUUCAGCCAGAAGCAGGCUCUGCUGCACCACCAGCAAGCUGGCUGUAGUGAACCACCAUCCUCGUCAGAUACAGCCGAUGCCGGCAGCCCUCCGGAUGAUUCUCCGCCAGUUUCUGAAGGAGACUCGGCCCGCUCUGAUUCCUCAGACACACCAGGGCCCAGCUGCAGAGCUUGUAAUGUGUGUCAGUUCUGUUUGAGAAGCUUCCGCACAGAAGCUGGACUGCAGCGCCAUAAGCAGACUCACCAUGUAGAGGAGCAGCGGAGAGCUCCACAGGAACUUAAGACCAAAGAUGAAGGUAGUGGUGGAGAAGUAAGGAAAGGAGGGAAUAGUAAAGUAAAUGAAGAGCCAAAUGAAAGGCCAAAAUCCAAAAGGAAAAUUCUGAGCUGUCGCUCUUGUGACAUGGUUUUCAGAAGUACGUCAAAGCUGUACAUACACAGAAAAGAGAAACACAGCAGAGAGAAACAUAUUAGGAGAGAGCCACGUCCAGUCGUCACCAAACGCAGGAGAACAGACACGUACCCAUGCCAAGUGUGUGGCAAGUUAUUCUUCCAUCAUUUGUCACUUAGGGCACAUUACAGACAGCACACAGCCUCAAGUUUCACCACAAUCAAAAACAAAAACCAGUGUGCUGAAAGUACCACCAAAGACUCCAGCUUAUUAGAAAAUAGACCAAAUAAAGCAAAUAGCCGCCUGGAGGAUAAGAAGAAUAUUAGAGCAGGUCCAGGGAGGCCUAGGAAAGUGCCCAGAGUAGAGAACAAGGUCAGCGAUCCAGGGAAAUGCAGAGAAGUGCCUAAAGUGGAAGAAGAGGAGGUGGAGAAAGAGUUCCCGUGCCCCUCCUGCGCCGAAGUGUUCACCGUGCAGUCACAGCUGAGGGAGCACGUGGAGCUCCACCAGUCGUCCGUGAAGAGGAGGCAGUGCAGCGUGUGCACCAGCAACAUGACCACCAUGAAAUGGCCCGGCUCUAAGAGGCAGAGGCUGUACCACUGCGUGCCCUGCCAGCAAGGCUUCUCAGCUCUGGACUCUUUCCUAGAACACUGUCAGGAGCACCUGCGAGUCCGAGUGGAGGAGGACAGCAUCACAGAGGGCUACGCGGCUCAGGCCAGCAAAACCUGAGAUCACAGUUUGAAUGUCGUCAGCGAUUUGCCUUUUUUUUUUGUUUGUUUGUUUUGUUUUGUGUUUUCCUCCAAGAGUUUGAGGGCAGGAAUUUGUUGUUCAUCGCUUGAGCGUUCACAGACCAUACAUUUAUACUCACACUGUUGGUUUCAUGUCAUUCAGACCAACAAAUCAGAUGUUAACAAGUUAAUAGCAAGUUUCAGAACAAUACUGGGGUUUUUGCAUGUUUUAGAAUUUACUACAAGUCACAUACAUACUGUUUUUCAAAGUAUACCACAGCUCCUUUUAGAUAAUGUCUCAGUGGACAUUUACUAAC
Messenger RNA from Scomber japonicus (chub mackerel), 2055 nucleotides. RefSeq lists its product as uncharacterized. Gene Ontology annotation, molecular function: RNA polymerase II cis-regulatory region sequence-specific DNA binding; DNA-binding transcription factor activity, RNA polymerase II-specific. The coding region runs from base 156 to 1739 and encodes 527 amino acids. The transcript is spliced from 2 exons. Lineage: Eukaryota; Metazoa; Chordata; Actinopteri; Scombriformes; Scombridae. Gene Ontology annotation, biological process: regulation of DNA-templated transcription. The record is from RefSeq and is a predicted model, not a curated record.